UCAGUGAGGAGGCCUUGAUUGUAACACUGGAGACAAUCCAGUUUUCAGCUGCAUCUUCCACCAAGGCAGCUCACUUCACUGCUCCAGCCCAACUGGAAGAGUUGCAAGAAGUUGUUUUUGUUUUUUGUUUUUUUCUAAUACCAUUCAGAAUCCCAACUUCCUCCCCUCACUGUGGAGAAAAGCACUGGGGGGGAAAUAGGGAAGUUUCACUAAAUGAAGAAAUGAGUCCAAUAUGCAAAUGAUUCCAUAAACAGGGUCCUGGAAUUCCUAACGUUAGACUUACUCAGGGAUCUAAAAAUUGUUGUCUUGAAAAACUAGCCAACCCAUCAACCAAAGAAAAUGAGAAAAUAUCGACAUUUUUCCUUAGCAGCAAUCUUUUGUAUUUUACUCUCAGGCUGUUAUAUGGCUGAUGCUCAGCAAAAAGCAAAUGUCAAAAUCGGUGCCGCUGCUGAUAUAAUAUUUCUAGUGGAUUCCUCUUGGAGCAUUGGAAAAGAACAUUUCCAACUUGUUCGAGAGUUUCUGUAUGAUGUUAUAAAGCAAUUAGAUGUGGGUGGAAAUGAUUUUCGGUUCGGUCUGGUCCAGUUCAGCGGAAACCCACAUACAGAGUUCCAGUUAAAUACAUAUCAUACUAUCCAAGAUGUCCUCUCCCAUAUUUCACACAUGCCUUAUAUGGGGGGAGGAACCAAGACUGGACAAGGAUUAGAGUUCCUAAUUCAGAACCAUCUAACUAAAGCUGCUGGAAGCAGAGUGAGUGAUGGCGUCCCCCAGGUUAUUAUAGUGUUAACGGAUGGACGAUCCCAAGAUGAUGUGGCUCUGCCAUCAUCUGUUCUUAAAUCUGCUGAUGUAAACAUGUUUGCCAUUGGAGUGCAGGAUGCAGUGGAAGGGGAAUUAAAGGAAAUAGCAAGUGACCCCUUUGAUAUGCACCUGUUCAACCUAGAGAACUUUACUGCUCUCCACGGCAUUGUAGGAGACUUAGUUGCAAGUAUUCGCUCAUCUAUGACUCCAGAAAUGGCUGGAGAAAAAGGAGUGAUUAAAGACAUCACAGCGCAAGAAUCUGCUGACAUUGUUUUCCUUAUUGAUGGAUCAAACAACAUCGGCGCUGUCACUUUCGCAGCCAUUCGUGAUUUCCUCCCAAAUUUUAUUGAAAGACUCUCAGUUGGAGCUGAGCACAUACGCAUUGGGGUGGUGACGUAUAGUGAUCGACCCAGAACUGUGUUCUCCUUGAACAGCUACACCCGAAAAGCUGAUGUUCUAGAUGCAGUGAAAGGCCUUAGCAUCCCUGGUGGUGAGGAAGCUAAUAUUGGGGAAGCGCUUGAGUAUGUGGUGCAAAACCAUUUCACCCGGUCAGGAGGCAGCAGGAUAGAGGAAGGUGUGCCACAGGUUUUAGUGCUGAUAAGCAGCAUUGAGUCUAGUGAUGACAUUAGAGAGGGAGUUUUAGCUAUGAAGCAAGCUAGUAUAUUCUCAUUUUGCAUUGGGGUCCAAAAGGCUGACAAUGCAGAGCUUCAGCAAAUUGCUACUGACGGAAGCUUCGUAUUUACUGUCCUGGAUACAAGUAACCUUGGUGAACUUCAAGAACACUUACUGCCAAACAUUGUUGGAGUGGCCCAAAGGCUCAUUUUGUUAGAUGCCCCAACCAUUCUUACAGAAGUUGUUGAAGUCAAUAUGAAGGACAUAGUCUUCCUGAUAGAUGGCACGACGGCAUUGGGAACUGCCGCUUUUAAUGCAAUCCGUGAGUUUGUUGCCAAAAUCAUCAGCAGACUGGAAAUUGGACCAAAUCUGAUCCAAGUUGCAGUGGCACAAUAUGGAGAUGAUGUAAAAACAGAAUUCCUUUUCAAUACCUACCAGAACAAAAAAGAUGUUACUGCAUAUGUCAGGAAAAUGAAGCUAUAUGGUCGUAAUAGACUCAAUACAGGCGCUGCACUGAGGGUUGUCAAAGACAGCUUCUUUGUCAGUUCUACUGGAUGCAGGAUUGAGCAGGGUAUUCUUCCAAUGCUGGUCCUUAUUACUGGAGGUCAGUCCAGUGAUGAUGUUGUCCAAGCAGCCCAAGAACUGAAAAGGAAUGGCAUAGUGUCCCUUGCUAUUGGGGCCCGGAAUGCAGAUCGUGCUGAACUAGAACAGAUUGCCUAUGAACCAAGCUUGGUAUUCAGUCCUGCUGAGUUCCGCCCACCUGCACUGACAGCUAUUCUUAACAAUGUCACCACACCUAUUAGGACGCUCUCUGUAGCUCCUCUGGAAACAGAAGUUGUGAUAAACAAAAGGGAUAUCAUCUUUCUUUUGGAUGGAUCAGUCAACGUUGGAAAUGCCAACUUCCCAUUUGUCCGUGACUUUGUUGUGAACCUAGUUAACUCCCUUGAUGUUGGAAUUGAUGAAAUACGAAUCGGCCUUGUGCAAUUUAGUGAGAAUCCUAAAACUGAAUUCUUUUUAAACACUUUCCUAACCAAGUCAGCAGUACUUAAUCGCCUGAGGCAGCUGGGAGUCCAAGGGGGGUCAGUGGUGAACACUGGCGCUGCACUAGACUUUGUUCUUUCCAAUCACUUUACUGAAGCUAGUGGGAGCAGGAUAAAUGAAGUUCCCCAGGUACUAGUCUUACUUUUGGCAGGGCCAUCUGCUGAUUCAUACCAACAGGCUGCCAAUGCUUUAGCUCGUGCAGGAGUGCUGACGUUUUGUGUUGGUGUUAGAAAUGCCAAUAUAGCAGAACUUCAGCAGAUCGCAUUUAAUCCGUCAAUGGUAUAUGUUAUGGAUGAUUUCAAUAAUCUGCCAGCUUUACCACAGCAAAUGAUUAGGCCGCUAACAACCUAUAUUAGUGGAGAUGUUGAAGAAACUUCAAUCAUAACAGUUACAGAAAGCAAGAAAGAUAUUUUAUUCUUGAUUGAUGGCUCCCAAAACCUUCAGGGUCAGUUUCCUGCUGUUCGAGACUUUUUGCACAGAAUAAUUUCUGACCUGAACGUGGGCCCUGAUACCAUACGUGUAGCUGUGGCACAAUAUAGUGACAACAUCGUUCAAGUUGAGUUCAACUUCCAUGACAUUCCAUCCAAGCAAGAGAUCCUUCAGAAAGUGAAAAGGAUGAAGCUAAAAUUAGGGAGGGUAAUUAACAUUGGUGCUGCAUUAGAUUAUGCCAGGAGGAACAUCUUUGUGAGGGGUGCUGGAAGCAGGAUUGAAGAGAACGUGCCACAGUUCAUGGUGCUCCUUGCUGCUGGAAGAUCAAGUGAUGAUGUAGAGAAUACUGCUUAUGCCUUGAGACAAGUUGGUGUGGUCCCUUUUGUUAUCAGAUCCAGGACUGCUGAUCUUGCAGAAUUAGAAAAAAUAGCUUAUAGUCCUGAUUUCAUUCUACAUGCUGAUUCCCUGUCUAGAAUUGGAGACAGACAAGCUACACUAAUCAAUCUGUUGAAAACUAUCGACAUUUCAUUUACAGCAGAUGUUGAAGGCCAGAAGAAGGAUGUUGUGUUUCUGAUAGAUGGCUCAGAUGGCAUCAGAACAAGUUUCCCUGCACUUAAGGACUUUCUGCGAAGAGUGGUUGACAGUCUGGAUGUUGGCCCUGAUAAAGUCCAGGUUGCUGUGGCCCAGUACAGCAGUAACGUAAGACCAGAGUUCCUUCUGAACAGAUACUCAGACAAGUCAGAGGUGAUCAGGGCCAUCCAGGGUUUGACUGCUAUGGGAGGCACUCCACUUAACACUGGGGCUGCCCUGGACUACCUUUUACGCAAUGUAUUCACAAGCCAGGGUGGAAGCAGGGUCUUGGAAGGUGUCCCACAGUUCUUGAUCCUGCUUACAGCUGACAAAUCAGAAGAUGAUAUCCGAAGGCCUGCUCUGGCACUGAAGGCAAGUGGUACUGUACCUUUUGGCAUUGGAAUCAGAAAGGCAGAUAUCGCUGAACUGCAGACCAUUUCAUUUGUGCCUGAAUUUGCGAUUCAUGUUCCUGAUACCAGUCAACUGAUCAGAAUGCAGCAGCUCAUUUCAGAGAGAGUGACUCAGCUGACCAGGAAAGAAAUAGAAGCAUUGGCCCCUGACUUGACGCCUCCCCUACCUGUCCCAGGGGAUGGAAAGAAAGAUGUUGUAUUCCUUAUUGAUGGCUCCCAGUUUGCAAUAUCUGAAUUCAGUUCUAUUCGUAGGUUUAUUGAGAGCAUUGUAAACAGCUUGAAUGUGGGUUCUGAUGCCACACGAGUAGCUGUGAUUCAGUUCAGCGAAGACCCUCGGGUGGAUUUUCUCCUGAAUGCUCACUCCACCAAGGAUGAGGUGGAAACUGCAGUGAAAAGGCUAAGACCCAAAGGAGGUACACGAGUGAACCUUGGAAAUGCCCUACAAUUUGUGUCAAAGAAUAUCUUUACAAGGCCUUCAGGAAGUCGCAUAGAAGAGGGUGCACCUCAGUUUUUAAUCCUUCUCCUUUCCCACCAACCUGAUGAUGAGGUAGAGGAACCUGCAAUCCAAGUCAAACAAAUUGGAGUGGCACCACUAACAAUUGGGAAGAAUGUGGAUGAUGAGGAAAUGGCCAAAAUAGCUCUUAGUCCAGAGUAUGUGUUCACAUUGUUGUCCUACCAGGAUCUGCGUAGUCUGGAAGAGAAACUGAUAACCCCUAUAACAACACUCACUACAGAGCAGAUACAAAGACUUGCCAGGGUUGCUCGCCCCCUUCCACCAGUUGACAGUGAAGCAAAAGACAUCAUCUUUCUUAUUGACAGCUCCACUGGCGUCGGGACAGAUGGUCUUGUUCACUUUCGAGAUUUUAUUUCCCGGAUUGUCCAGCAGUUAGAUGUUAGACCAAGCAAAGUGAGAGUUGGUGUGGUCCAGUUCAGCAAUGAUGUGUUCCCUGAGUUCUUUUUAAGAACCCACUCAUCCAAAGAGACUUUGCUAGAUGCCAUACGCCGCUUGCGGCACAGAGGAGGAUCUCCCCUGAAUGUUGGGAAAGCUCUGGACUUUGUUGUAAAGAACCACUUUGUUAAAUCUGCAGGAAGCAGACGAGAAGAUGGAGUCCCACAGCAUUUAGUUCUUUUGCUUGGAGGGAGAUCUCAGGAUGAUGUCACCGGACCUUCAGAUGUGAUGCAGAGAUUUGGGAUUAAACGUUUGGGUGUAGGAGCAAGGAAUGUUAACACUGCAGACUUGCAAAAAAUUACCAAUGAUCCCAAAACUACAUUUGUUGUUAGAGAAUUUACGGAGCUUCCAACAGUACAGAGAAAAAUCUUUGAAUCACUUGAAGGACUUCAGCCAACAGUGAUACCACCAAUUGAAUUUCCUCCCGUUGAUGGCACCAAGCAAGCUGACAUUGUGUUUUUACUGGAUGGCUCCAUCAACUUGGGGAGAGACCAUUUCCAAGAGGUUGUUGACUUUGUCAGUGGCAUAAUUGAUGCUAUUUAUGACGACGGUGAUUCCAUUCAUGUUGGCUUAGUCCAGUACAACUCGGAUGUGAGUGAUGAAUUCUUUUUGAAGGAUUUCCCCACCAAAAGCCAGAUCUUAGAUGCUGUGGAUAACAUAGUGUACAAAGGAGGCAUAAAGGCCAAUACUGGAGCAGCUAUCAAGCAUGUCAAAGCAAAACACUUUGUGAAAGAGGCUGGCAGUAGGUCAGAUCAGAGAGUCCCUCAGAUUGCCUUUAUUAUAACAGGAGGCAAGCCAGAUGAUGAUGGACAGGCAGCGGCCUUAGAGCUGGCACGGCAAGGUGUCAAGGUUUUUGCAGUUGGUGUGAAGAACAUUGAUAAUGUUGAAAUUUCCAAGCUCUCCAGUGAUAGCAACACAGCUUUUAGGGCUGCAACUACCUCGUUGCUCUCUGAGUUGAAUGAGCAAGUGCUGGUUACAAUGAACGAUGUCAUGAAAGAGCAGUUGUGCCGAGGAACUGUGGAUGCCGCAAAAGAUUGCAAUCUGGAUGUUAUACUUGGAUUUGAUGUCUCAGAUGUUAGACCGGGGCAAAAUAUAUUUGAUAUUCAGAAAGCACUGAAGAUGAAGAUGGACGACAUUCUGAACAGAAUUACUCAGAUGCCAUCAAUUAGCUGCACACAUGACCGGAAGCCUGUUAUACGAGUGGCUCUUCUGGCACAGACGCCCUCUGGAGUGGUGGAAGCCUUUGACUUUGCUGAGUACCAGCCAGAGUUGUUUGAAAAGUUUGAAGCCUUACAGAGUCGCGGUCCAUUUGUCCUAACUGCAGAGACUCUGAGAUCUUAUCAGAAUAAAUUCAAAACAGCUCCUGCUGGAAGUGUGAAGGUGGUCAUACACUUAACUGAUGGCCCUGAUGGCACCAGGAGACAGCUAGAAGCAGCAUCUGAAGAUCUAAAGAAAGAUGGUGUCCAUGCUUUCAUGCUUGUUGGGUUGGAACAAGUAGGAAAAGAUCUGAAGGAUAUUGAGGAUUUGAAGUGGCUGGAAUUUGGGCGUGGCUUCACUUACAAUCGGCCUCUCCGAGUGAAUCUGCUGGAUUUAGAUUUUGAAAUAGCAGAGCAACUGGACAAUAUUGCAGAAAGGGAAUGCUGUGGGGUUCCAUGCAAAUGUUCUGGGCAGCGGGGAGAUCGAGGGCUGCCAGGUUUAAUUGGACCAAAGGGAGUUUCAGGGGAAAAUGGCUACACAGGCUAUCCAGGAGAUGAAGGUGGACCGGGUGACCGUGGGCCACCGGGGAUAAAUGGAACUCGGGGAUUCCAAGGCUGUCCUGGUGAAAGAGGAACUAAGGGAAACCGUGGAUUUCCAGGGGAAAAGGGUGAGGUGGGAGAGACUGGCCUUAAUGGAAUAGAUGGUGAAGAGGGAGACAAAGGCCAUCCAGGUUCUCCUGGGGAGAGGGGAAGCCCUGGCGGAAGGGGAGACAAAGGAGUCAAAGGAGACAGAGGAGAUCGAGGUGACCGUGGACUGCGAGGAGAACCGGGUGCGCCAGGACGUGAUAAUACCACGAGAGGAAGCAGAGGCUCCAGAGGUGAAAUUGGACCAACGGGAGAACCUGGAAGAGAUGGAUCAUCGGGUGCCCCAGGAGCACCUGGAAGGAAUGGAGGAAUUGGCAGAAGAGGACCCCCAGGAGUCAAAGGGAACGGAGGCUCAGCAGGUCCAAAAGGAGGUGUGGGAGAACAGGGUGUAAGAGGAGCACAGGGACCACGUGGUCUAACUGGAAUUCCAGGUCUUCGAGGAGAGAGAGGCAUCCCGGGGCCAAGGGGGGGCGGAGGUACACUUGGACCUUCAGGAGAACGUGGCAGACCUGGUCCUCUUGGUAAAAAGGGUGAACCUGGUGAUCUUGGUCCAAAGGGGCCCAGUGGUCCUCCUGGGCCUCGAGGAGCGAUGGGAGACGAUGGACAAGAUGGAACUGGCAGACCCGGAACUAAAGGCAGAAGGGGAGAAUAUGGUGUCCCAGGAUAUCCAGGACAAAGGGGUCCACGUGGAGAUCGUGGUACUGCUGGAGAUCCUGGCCCCCAAGGAAACAGAGGCUUUCGGGGAAAUGCAGGGGAACCUGGCACACCAGGUCUAAAAGGAGAAAGAGGAUAUCCAGGCCCAGCUGGAUUUAAGGGGAACAGAGGAGAAUCAAGAGAUCAAUGUGCACUUGUACUCAAUAUCAGAGAUAAAUGCCGUCCAAAGGAAUGCCCAGUUUACCCAACAGAAUUGGCAUUUGCUAUAGAUACCGCUUCUGGUACAAGUGAGGAUGCUUUCAGAAGAAUGAAGCAAGCAGUGUUGACAAUUGUUAACAAUCUCACAAUUGUUGAGAGCAACUGCCCACGUGGUGCUCGGGUUGCAUUGGUUACUUAUAACAGCGACGUCACCACUGAGAUCCGUUUUGCCGAUUUCCAAAAGAAGGCAAAUCUCUCACAACAUAUUGAUGACCUCCAGUUCCCACAAAAUAGAAAACAGCGAAGCUUAGAAACAGCAAUGUCCUUUGUGGCCAGGAAUACCUUCAAACGUGCCCGCAGUGGGUUCCUUAUGAGGAAGGUGGCUGUUUUCUUCAGCAAUGAUGUAACAAGAGCAUCUUCACAACUUAAUGAGGCUGUACUGAAACUCUACGAUGCUGGAGUUGUUCCUUUGUUCCUUACAGCUAGAGAGGACCGGGCCCUCAUAAACGCAUUGCAGAUCAACAACACUGUAGGUGGACAGGUGAUCACCUUUCCUGCUGGUGCAGCUCAACUUAACCAAACUAUCAGGAGAGUACUAAGCUGCCAUGUUUGCCUAGAUGUAUGUGAUCCUGAUCCCAGCUGUGGUCCUCAAAGGCCCAUCUUUGGCAGAGACAGACGCUCAGCCCUUACAGAUGUCGACAUUGAUAUAGCAUUCAUCCUGGACAGCUCUGAGAGCACCACUCCUCUGCAAUUCAGUGAGAUGAAGAACUAUAUUUCAUACUUAAUAAGCCAGCUGGAAAUUAGCUCUGAGCCAAAAGCUUCCCCACGCCAUGCCAGAGUUGCUGUUAUCCAACAUGCUCCCUAUGAGUAUGAAUCAAACUCAAGUACAUCUCCCAUCAAAGUGGAGUUGUCACUGACAGACUAUGGAUCCAAAGACAUGCUAACGGAUUUCAUUAGGAACCAAAUGGUGCAGCUGAAUGGCAAACGAGCUUUGGCAAGUGCAAUUGAAUAUACUACAAGAUACAUUUUUGAAAGUGCAUCAAAUCCCAGGGAUCUAAAAGUCAUUUUCCUGAUGGUGACAGGAGAUGUUAAAACCCAAGAACUUGACCACCUUCAGAAGGUUAUUGUAGAAGCUAAAUGUAAAGGAUACUUUUUUGUCAUCAUGGGCAUUGGAAGGAAGGUUAACAUCAAGAAUAUCUAUAAUUUGGCAAGUGAGCCCAAUGACAUCUUCUUCAAAUAUGCCGAUAAGCCAUCUGAGCUGCAUGAAGAGCCUUUUCUACGCUUUGGAAAUCUUUUGCCAUCCUUUAUCAGCAGUGAAAAUGCCCUUUACCUGUCUCAGGAUGUAAGGAAACAAUGUGAUUGGUUCCAGGGUGAUCAACCACCAAUCAAAACAUUUGACAAAAACAUUACAUUACAAGUAAACAUUCCAAACAAUAUCACUGCUAUGCCUGCCACAACAGAAAAACUGGAAGCAGCUAAGCACACAGGUGAAGUCCGAAUAACUGAUAUCACGGAGAACAGUGCUAAACUACACUGGGUGAACCCCAAGCCUCAACAUGUCUAUGUCUAUGAUAUCAUGAUCACCUCAGCACAUGACCACUCUUUAGUUUUGAAGCUCAACUUAACUGGCACUGAGCGGGUCAUUGGAGGCCUUGGGAGUGGGCAGGAGUACCAUGUCCUUGUUACAGGUUACCACAACGCAGAGGUCAAAGCAACCUACAGAGGAACAUUUAGCACAAAGAGCAUGACCUUGCCCAAGUUACCUUCUGCAGCAGCAGCCAACCUGAUGGUGAACACUGAGCCAUUGGAAGGACCUGCAACAGAUCCUUGCUUGCUGGACCUUGACAUGGGCACGCAGUGCAAGGAGUAUCAGGUUAAGUGGUUCUUUGACUACAAAAACAAGAUCUGCACCAAGGUUUGGUAUGGUGGGUGUGGCGGUAACGCCAAUAGAUUUGAGACAGAAGCUGACUGCAUUAGCAGAUGCUUGAAGCCAUCAGAGGAGCAGGUCAUGCAGCUGCCUGUCCUUGAGAAAAGUCACUUCUCAGGACAGAAAGUGCUCAAGAAGAAGAUACCCAUGAGAAAAUUACCCCAAAGAAAAUUGGGAAUCAGAGCAAAAAAGAUAGCAGGAGCAGUUACAGAUAUCUGUAAGUUGAGAAAAGAAGAAGGAACCUGCAGGAAUUUUGUCCUAAAAUGGCAUUUUGACCGAGAGACCAAAAGUUGUGCUAGAUUCUGGUAUGGUGGCUGUGGAGGAAAUGAAAACAGAUUUAAUACACAAAAGGAGUGUGAAAAAGUCUGCUUGUCAGCUCAUGUGAAUCCUGGUGUUGUGACCACAAUAGGAACUUAAAUCACAGGAAGACAUCAACACAUACCUCGAAGAGAACCAGGAGUCAGCCAUUGCCAACAUACCCCUUGUAGAAGCUAAGGGUAUAGACUACCUUGCACUGUGCUCUUUCAUGCUUUACGUUCCAAGCAAACCUUGAAAUGUGUUGCUGCAUGAUUUUAUCAAUAUGGUGCUAAACUGUUUGUGGACUGAAUGCUAAACAUGUCUGGGAUAUACUCUAUACUUUCAACUUUAUGUAAUAUUUACCCACCACAGAUUUAUUUGUCUAACAAAUUACAGUUUCCUUUGGAUUUCGGCAUUAUGUCUGUUUCAGGCAAUGUAAGGACUAGAAAAUAACAAGAAAAAUUUCACUGCAACUGUUAUGUACUUGCUUUAUCAUUUCCAUAACUGAGCAUAACUUUAGAAGGAAAGCCUUAUAUAAAAGGGAAUAGUCAGUUCUGAAACACAAGCAGUCCAACUUUUCAUUCUGUUUUUACUCUUGCUGGAUUAGAUGUCAUACUAAAUCUCUUUUAUGCAUAUGUGAUCAAUCAAACCAGAAAAAAAUGCCACAUUUCUUAGUACAGAUGCACUUCUGGGACCAACAACUGAGUUAAAGAGUUUUUAAACUGUGUAGAAUGUUUUUGGCAAUCCUCUAAUGUUGUGUGUUUUAUAAUUUUUUUUUCUUUUUCUUUUUUUUUUUUUUGCAGGGGUGGGAAUUCUAUUUUUAUUGUGGUUUUGUUUUUAGGAAAUCUAUACAAAAGGACUUUUAAAUAAAGUUUAAUUGUGGUUUUGAA
This is a messenger RNA of Hemicordylus capensis (graceful crag lizard), 10613 nucleotides long. RefSeq names its product collagen type VI alpha 3 chain (gene COL6A3). The transcript has 46 exons. Bases 340 to 9843 code for a protein of 3167 amino acids. Gene Ontology annotation, molecular function: protein binding; serine-type endopeptidase inhibitor activity. The record is from RefSeq and is a predicted model, not a curated record. Lineage: Eukaryota; Metazoa; Chordata; Lepidosauria; Squamata; Cordylidae.